CUCGUGCGCCAGGUGGUGAACCUCUUCCGUGCGGAGCCGCCUGUACAGUCCUCUACACUCAAUCUGGCCUUGGCAGCCAUCCGACAAGAGUGGAUAGACCGAGCUCGCUUUUUCUACUCCUUUAAACGCUGCCAGGGCCCUACUCUUGUGAACGAUGACGCGGCGAAGAGGUGCGCAAGCGUCCUUGCAGCUCUGCAGUGUUCGGCUCCGGAAGACGAACUUAUCGUCCGUUUCUGGCAGAAGGGCCUCAGUCAUAAAACUCGCCAGAAUGUCUGUCACCCCCAUCGCUCCGUGCACUCUUCGCGCCGAGCUUCGUGCUCCAGCGGCACCAUGGGGACCAGUGAUAUUUCCUUCGCCAUUAACGCCCUGGAUACGCUUCACUUCUGA
This is a messenger RNA of Dibothriocephalus latus, 387 nucleotides long. NCBI's taxonomy places the organism in Eukaryota, Metazoa, Platyhelminthes, Cestoda, Diphyllobothriidea, Diphyllobothriidae. The record is from the annotation of a GenBank genome assembly.